This is a messenger RNA of Trichogramma pretiosum, 2475 nucleotides long. Its product is annotated as inositol-tetrakisphosphate 1-kinase-like. Lineage: Eukaryota; Metazoa; Arthropoda; Insecta; Hymenoptera; Trichogrammatidae. The transcript has 5 exons. The coding region runs from base 1033 to 2097 and encodes 354 amino acids. The record is from RefSeq and is a predicted model, not a curated record. Gene Ontology annotation, molecular function: inositol-3,4,5,6-tetrakisphosphate 1-kinase activity; inositol-1,3,4-trisphosphate 5-kinase activity; inositol-1,3,4-trisphosphate 6-kinase activity. Gene Ontology annotation, biological process: inositol trisphosphate metabolic process. Gene Ontology annotation, cellular component: cytoplasm.
AGCAAUUGGAUCGACGACAAAACAAGAAUGAUACAAGUGUGCGCGUACGUGCGCGAUGCACGUGAUUUUCGGAUUAAUCAUCCGCCAGCUCGUGGCGAGUCGCUGCGCCGCUGAAUUGAUCAUCGAUCGAUCGAUCGAGAAAAAUAAAGGGGCAAAAAAAAAAAUCCGGCGUCGAUUCGAAAAUAAAACGGAAAAACGAGCUGAAUGAGUCUUUAAUAUUGGCUUGGAAGAAUAACAAAUGCAGAGAGAAAAACAACAGCGAGAAAACCCGAGUGCAAAGAAAGAGAGAGGCUCAUGACGCCGACUGCACGUACGAAUACAGGCCUGGCCUUGCGUGCCGAGCCGCGCGCGCGCUUAUUUAGUAUUUACCUCUGCUCAUCCACGUGACGAAAGGACAUCUGCUCGCGGCGCACGUGAGCCGUCCAUACAUAUAUGCCUUAUACUUGCAAUAGGUGUGUGUAUAUCGGUGUAUAUAGUCGAGACGAAGCCACACGAUUAAACCAAUCGCGAACGACGUGUUUGUUUGCGCUCGCGGCGCCGCUCGUCGCUCGCCUACAACUAUAUAUACAAGUACUCGAGGAGAAAAAAUCACAGCGGACAGAUUUUCGCGUUCGCCAGUCGUCGCUCCGCCGCAGACGCCAACAACUUGCAGCUGUCACAAUUCGGCGACGUCUUGCGCUGCUGCUUGCUAUUUGUCGACCUAAGUAUAAUCGUCGUAACGAUCAAAGCAGAGUCGUCUCGUGUGUACGCGCGCGCGAGCAGUCACCCAAGCCUCCUAAAACUUUUGUAACCUAUCUCGACUCUGACCUACUGUGCAGUGCACUCGACGACUGCAUCAACGUCACACGGGGUGAAUGUAUUGUUGAUCAUAUCCGUGUGAAUCUCAAAUCACAGCGACAUAACCUUCCAGCGUCGACAUAACUAAGGCAAUUAAUUGCCAUGAUCUACGAUUGCUACUUUUUCUUCUAACUCCUUAAACGAAGUUAUAAAGCUCGUUCGAUUUGACUCGUGAAAGUGUAGACAGUUGAUAAAAUGGAAUGCAAAGGAAUUGUUAUUGGUUAUUGGAUAUCCGAUAAAAAACGACAAAAGUUUGACUGGCACAAGUUUGAAGAACUCUGCGACAAGGAGGGCUUCAUUCUCAAAAAGAUUGACGUUGAAAACGAUAUAGAAUCUCAGGGACCAGUUGAUAUCUUUUUUCAUAAGUUAACAGAUGUUUUAUCUCAUGCUGAAGAGGGCCUAGACUAUGCCAUCAAAAUAGUCACUAGAUUAAAGAAAUUCAUAGAAAAGUAUCCAGAUUUAUAUGUGAUUGAUCCUUUUGAAAAAGUUCAACAACUGAGAAAUAGACAUCAUUCGUAUGAAAUGAUUAAAGCAGGACUCAAGUAUGAUGAUAACAUAUUCAUUCCUAAUUUUGUAGAAAUAAAAACGAAAAAUGUUUCAGAAAUAUUGAACAUUUUUGAAAAAAAUCAAAUAACAUAUCCAUGUGUUUUCAAACCUUUGAUAGCACAAGGUUCAAGUGAUGCACAUAAGAUGAUGUUGAUAUUCAAUGAGCAAGGACUGUCUGAUUGUCAAAUACCAUGUGUAGCUCAAAAUUUUAUAAAUCACAAUGCCAUUUUGUAUAAAUUAUUCAUUGUUAAUAACCAUUAUCAAGUUGUUGAAAGGCCUAGUUUUAAAAAUUUCUAUCCACAAGAUUGCAAGUCAAUGAAUACAAUAUUUUUCAAUUCUCAUGAUAUUUCCAAAAGUGGUUCAAAUUCUAAGUGGUCUAUUAUAUCUGAAGAAGAGCAAGAGCUUAGUGUCAAACCAAAUGUGACCGUUUUUGAUAGAAUAGUCAAGAAAAUCACAAAACUUUUUGGACUUAUUUUAGUGGGAGUGGAUGUUGUCAUAGAAAAUCAUAGUGGAAAAUAUGCAAUUAUUGAUGUCAAUGUCUUUCCAGGAUAUGAUGGUUAUCCAGAAUUUUUUGAACACUUGGUUGAUAGCAUAAGAGAACUUUUAAAAAAUAAAGCUUCUGUCAAACAGAAUAAAUGUCUUCUAAAAAGUCGUGGUGAUGGUCAUGACUCUGGUAUAGAGAAUGAUGAAAAGAAAAAACAAGCCAUUCUUUAAAAAAGAAUUGUUAUUGAUAAGCUAAAAACUUUUUAAACCAAAAAAUUUUUUGUACUUACACUAGUUAUCCAUUUUUAAGUGCAUCUUUUGUGUAAAAAUGAAGCCAGGAGAAUGUGAAAGAUAUUUUAUCAGAUUCAUGUUAGUUAAUAUUUUUAUAAAUAUUUAUUUGUAAAAAUAGUCUAGUUGAUAGAUAUUUUUAUUUCUGUUUUUUACUAUUUGUUAGCAAUUGGUUACAAGUUUAUAUGUUAAUGAAUAUAUACAUUUAUAUGUGUAAUUUUAAUAGUAAGUAAAUUUUAUAAUGUCAAACAUUUAACUUUUGUACAAACUUACAAUGUAUGCUGAAAUUGCAAAAAGUUUAUAAAAUUAUUUUUGAAUUAA